UUUAAAUGUUUUGGGCGUUUCGUGGCCUACCGUUUGGUAUUUACUUUAACAGAUCAUGUGAUCUAAAAAAAGGCUUCUGUGUGGAUAUCUGACAGAGGAAAUCGAAACGUCGCCAUCUUUGGUUGGAGAGAUUCGUUAAAUGUCAACUAACUUAAGUAAAAGUAUCUGACCAUGGACGAGCGCUGGGCCCAGGAUGUGGUUCGGUGUCAUCUCUGUGAUAUCUCGGGCCCCACUAUGUACUGUGACAUUUGUCAAAUACAUCUGUGCAAAGAAUGUGUUGGGGAACAUCUCUCAAGCGAAUUUAAAGACCAUAAAGUAGUGCCAUAUAAGAUGCGUGGAUCUACAGUAAAAUGUCAAAAACACUCCUCAAAAAUAUGUGAACUUCAUUGCGUACAAUGUGACAUUCCUAUUUGUGCAACAUGCGUUUCUUUAGAGGAUCAUAAAGACCAUAGAAUUGUUGAGUUUUUAAAACACAUUGAAAACAAGAAGGAAGCAAUACGAAGAGAUUUAACAGAGUUUGAGCUAUCCAUUUAUCCAAAAUAUAAAGAGAUUGCCUCUUAUAUUUCAGUUCAGAAAGGUAACAUCAAUACCAAUUCUAAGAAGUUGACAACAGCUUUGGACAAACAAAAAGAAGACUUACAAAAAGAAAUAGAUGACAUUUUAAGAAAACUAAAAUCCGCUCUUGAUAAAAUAGAUUCGAGAUACUUAGCAGUUCUAAACAGACAGGAAGACGAAAUAGCACAAACCAUUUCUAAAAUUACACAAAACAUUGAUAAUUUGAAUAUAUUGCUGAAUUCAAAUGAUGCCAGUCUGGUCUCUGCUUACAAAUCAAUGAAUGCUGAAUUCAGAAGUUUGCCACCUAAACUCACGAUUUCCUUACCAAGCUUGACUUCUCAGAAGAUCAACAAAGAACAGCUUUAUCAACAGUUUGGUUCUCUGUCAGCAUUUUGUAUAACAUCCGAUGAUUCUGGUUACACAAUAGAUUCACCUGAUGCUGAAACAUUGCCCUCAGAAAGAUCACUCCUUGAUGAACCACGGAUCAUAACAGAAAUAAAAACUGAGUAUGACGACAACAAUGAAUUAUACAGCGUUUCAUGUCUAAGCGAUGACUAUAUCUGGACAAGUGGAAAUGAAAAGAUCAUGAAACUCGUUAGCCUCCAGGGAAAACUAGUAAAGGAAAUAGAAACCAAUUCACGGACUAGACCAGGAGACAUAACAGUGACAAACGGGUAUCUAGUUUAUACAGAUUACAAUGAAAGAGCAGUGAACAUAUUAAAAAAUAAAAAGUUGAAUAGAGUGGCCAGACCACAGGGAUGGAGACCUCGUAGUGUAUGCAUUUCUUCUACCGGCGAUUACCUUGUUGUCAUGGACAGUGAUGAUUAUCAGCAAGUAAAAAUCGUGCGUUACUCGAGCUCAGACUUCAAAGAAAAACAAUGCAUUCAAUCAAAUGAUAAUGGCGAGCCACUUUAUUCACUUGGCGAUUUCUCUAAGUAUAUCAGCGAGAACAAGAACCUUGACAUCUGCGUAGCUGAUUAUGGAGCGGCAGCAGUAGUGGUGGUCAAUCAGGCCGGGAAAUUGCGGUUUACCUACACUGGUCCUCCCUCUACUAUCAAGGAAUCAUUUUGUCCAGUCGGCAUCACUACCGACAGCCAGAGUCGGAUCCUGACCGCCGACUAUUGGAACAACCGCAUCCAUAUUUUUGAGCAGGACGGACAAUUCCUCCGUUGCAUUGACGACUGUGAUAUACAGCGUCCAUGGGGAUUGUGUGUGGAUUCCAAAGACAACCUCUUUGUUGCUGAAUGUAAGACACGUAAAGUGAAAAAAAUUCAAUACUAUGUUUAGAAAUUAAAUGUAUAUAUUGAAUAAAUGCACAUAGCCUCGUUUUAAUACUGUAAAUUGCGUAUUAUUUACUUUGCUGUGGUUUUCUGUUGUAUUUUAUGCUAUAAUGGUUUGGUGGUAUUUAAUAAAUUCAUCAAUAAUAUUUUUCUUAAGUUUCUUAGACAUAAUUUCAAAUUUUUAGAUUAUGAACCAGUGGCAAGAAUAUUAAAAGAGUGGUUCAAUAUUUGAAAAACUAAUGUUUAAACUCCUAAGGAGUAAAUGAUAUCAAACAUGUCCAGCAAAUGGCAAUAACUUACGGUGUUUAAUUUCAGUUAAUUUAUAAUUACCACACGACGAAACAUUAUAUGUGUUGACUAUAUAAUCUUCGCAUACAAUUUGAUAAAUGCUAUGAUUUUUAAUUUCUUUGCACAACUAAAAUCAAACUAGAAAAUAUCAAAUAGUUCUUUUUAAAGUUUUUUUUAGUUUGAUCCAACUUUCGAAAAUUCAAACACUAAAUUGUCAUUGAAGAUCUUUAAAUUUCACUUAUGUUCCAAAGUUAAUAACCCUAAUUUGAUUAGAAAUAACGUUUAUUAACAUGCCAAUAUAAUUAUUUACAAAGUAUAUGAAAUAGAUUUAAUAUCAAUACUUACAGUGAAAUUUACGAAUCUCCUAAAUCAAAGAUGGCGACGUUUCUAUUUAAUUUGUCUGGUAUCCAAACAGAGCCUUGAUGUUCUAAGGCAAAGGGCACUACACUAUAGGCUAUGUAACUGAUGAGACAUUUAUA
Magallana angulata is the source of this 2602-nucleotide messenger RNA. RefSeq names its product tripartite motif-containing protein 55-like. The record is from RefSeq and is a predicted model, not a curated record. The transcript has 2 exons. Gene Ontology annotation, molecular function: protein binding; zinc ion binding. NCBI's taxonomy places the organism in Eukaryota, Metazoa, Mollusca, Bivalvia, Ostreida, Ostreidae. The coding region runs from base 172 to 1842 and encodes 556 amino acids.